UUUGAUUUAAUGACUAAUUUUAGGAUCCUUAAUAUUUCUUCAUCACUGUCUUGCCGCAUCCGGUGUAAAUUGUUAAUUUUCUGGGUAACACAGUCUUCAUUCGGCAUCGGAUAUACCCAUUAUUCCAGGUCAAUGCAAAUAAUAUAUUGUCUACAGAGUGACGCACUGUUUUUGGAUAAUUUCCGACCCGAUCUGUGAUGGAUGACAGACAAACAUCAUUUCCACGGCGGUCACUUAAUUCUUUACAACAUUUCCUUCUUAGGUGACCGUACUUGCUGAUCGGCUUAAAAACAUCACUUGUUAAUGAAAGCAUAGCAUUCACCAACUAUCCUUAUUGUGAUCUGGAUAAUUGAGAAGAGAAAACUGUGGGAAUUGUAGCGACUGUCCUCGAAGAAAACAGUCAAUCUAAACCUCUCCAUCUGAUUUUAUUUCCUGUUUCUUAAUAUUUUAAGAACGCGUUUUCAAAACAUCACAACACGCACUGUGCUGCAGUAUUUUGUAUUGGAAGUGAAUUUUCAACAUUUGGUUAUUUCACAGGGUAGGCCUAUGUUCUCAAAAUCAAAUUAUUUGUUAUCUCAAAAGAUUUUGCGUAAGGAGAAAGACAGGUAGUUCUGGUUGGCGGAAAAUCAAUCUCGAUUUGUAUUGCGCCAAGCGAGGGGGUUAUCGCAUGCGUUAUCGAAGAGCAAAAGUUAAACUUGAAUAAAUGUGUAAAACAAUCUUGGAGACUUCAUUAAUUACCAUUUCGGAAUAAUCCUAUGAUAAAAUAGAUUUUCACUACCCACAAAUGACGUCAUGAAUUGUACGGGAAGCAAGCUACUAUCCGAUAGCAUUGGGCACAACACACACCAUACUCAUUCAGUCGUAGAUGUGGCUACCAUCUCGGAAACAAAAAUAACGUUACAAAAUGCACUUGAAGAACCGAUAGAGACAACUAAUGAUCCCAGAAACAUAACCGAUAAUGGAGAAAAAGCGAAAGAGAAAAGGUAUUAUGUCAAAGUGUUUUGGAAACUCUUAAUCAGUUUGGUUUGUGGCAUUAUCUUUGGAUUUGCUCUGGAGAAAGGAAGAGUGUUUGACCCUCAAAAUAUCCGAGGUCAGUUCAUAUUCACUAAGUUUGUAAUGCUUAAGAUGUUUCUUGCUGCUGGAGCAGUGAGUUUGUUACUUAUGGGACUGAUGUCAGUUCUACCGCCUUCAAAGAAUAUGUUGCAAGAUGUCAGACAGUCUUUGGCUUCAACAUACCAGAGUAAGGGUCUACUGACAACAGUUAUCGGGGGAUUUAUUUUAGGUGCUGGGAUGCAAUUGUCAGGAUCGUGUCCUGGAAUGGUGUUGGUUCAAGUCGGAACAUGGGUCGGUAAUGGUUCUGCAUGUGUGACCUUGGUAGCUGGACUACUUGGUGCAUUUAUAUAUGGGUUUAUUGAGCCUUAUUUAUCAAAGCUGCUCUCGCCAAAGAAAAUGAUGCAGAAAUUUAUGUUGGAUGAUUAUGUACCGUUACCAUUUUCUGUGCUGACAACUUUAUGCGGCAUGGUAAUGGUGGCGAUAGUCAUUGGCUUAGAGUUUGCUUUUCCUUGGCAAGAUGGAGAGCGGGUUAGAAAUGACACUUCGGAUUGUUUUUUGACUGCACUUGCCUGGCCCCCAUACAUAAGCGGUAAGCUAAUUUUUAUUGUCCAACGUUUACUAAAAUGUAUCACAUUGAAAGGACACCAAAUCUGUAUAUCAUUCAAUUCGAUGGCAAAUUUUAUUAUGGAUACAAUCAAUAUCACAACACGGUAGAAGCUUCAUCGUCGUGACCCUGGGUAACUCCCACCACCACAAGGUUACAAGGAUAGACCAGAGCGGGUACUUUCUAGGGCCUGUCCUUACGGUCAUAUCUGCAAACGUCGAAGGUUACUGUGGACACAAUAAGAAGAAUA
Molecule: messenger RNA, 1907 nt
Organism: Anneissia japonica
Lineage: Eukaryota; Metazoa; Echinodermata; Crinoidea; Comatulida; Comatulidae
Exons: 7
Coding region: 793-1767 (324 amino acids)
Cellular component (GO): plasma membrane
Source: RefSeq, a predicted model, not a curated record